Molecule: messenger RNA, 1980 nt
Organism: Fonticula alba
Lineage: Eukaryota; Rotosphaerida; Fonticulaceae
Exons: 2
Coding region: 136-1647 (503 amino acids)
Source: RefSeq, a predicted model, not a curated record
CCUCCCCCCCCCUCCCCUAUCAAUCGCGUUUCCCCCUUUUGGCCUCGCUCGGCGUGUGCCUCAUUAGCUCCCACCCCUUCCCUCUCUCUCUCUCUCUCCCAUCCCGCCCGCGACGCCCGCGUCCGUGAACCAACCAUGCGGGUCCCUGUGCCGGUGGGAAGUGCGGCCCCGCCAAAGUCCGUGGCGCCGGCCCCUCCUCCUUUGAAUGCUGAGGCCCCCCCAUUGGCUCCGAACACCCUGCCAAAGAAGUACAUCUGCCAUGGCAGCGGGUGUGCCAAGCGCUAUGCCACGGCAGCCGGCCUGUCGCGCCACCUGAAAAACGUGCAUAAUAUCGACACCGGCCUGACAUCGGCCUCGUCCAGCCGGGCAGCCACCCCCGGUGCCUCGCGCGGGGUGUCGCCCUCGCCAGGCCCGGGGGCCGGCGCCCGCCGGGCUGGCAGCUCCCCUGCGUCCGACAUGUCGACAGACGCUCUUCCCUCGGCGAGGGCCAAUCGGCCGGGUGCUGGCGAUGCUGACGCCGGCCCUGGUCGAACUGGCAGCGCCCAGCCACCGGACUCCGGUUCAGAACCUCCAAUCAAAAAACGCCGGCUACCGAAGACCCCGGCCGGGCUGCCUCGUAAGUCUUCCGAUGCCGGCUCCAGCUCGGCAUCCGGAUCCGGAUCCGAUACUUCGAUCAAUGAACCGCCCAACCGACGCAAGUCAAGCGACUCCGGCCGUGCAGAUGCAGCUCGAGCUGGUGUAUCCUCCGAUGCCGGCAAGCCGCCAGCGGCCGCCGGACAAGGGGCUCCGCAGGCCCCACGCCGGCGGCCGGCUCAGGUGCCGGGAUCCGGCGCUCUUGCCCCGGGCCAAUCGGCCCCCGGCCUUCCCGCCGGUGAGCAUUCCAAAAAGCGCCUCCCCGUGGAUCCCUUCGACUCGUUUGUCAAUUCGCCCGAACGCUUUGCGGCCCUUCUGUCGCCCGACGCUCCGGCCCCGCCAGCCCGGCCGACUCCGGUCCACGUGGAGUUCUCCCUGGAGCGGGCCUUGCACGGGGGUGGCUUGACCACGCAAACGGCCGGCCUCUUUCGGCUUCUGCCACCGAGUGGGCCGUGCCUGCGACUUGUGCCACCCACGCCGGCCCCGGGUCCGGCCCCAGCCAGCGAUCCCUUCGGCCCGCUGCCGGAGCUCAGCCAGCCGGUCGGGGAGCUGGCCGCCCGGGAUCCGGUGCUCGGGUGCCCGACGGCCGUGCGUCUGGCACUCGGCGCUUGCCCAGUGGCCGAAGCUGCGCGUCUUCGUCGGCGUGCGCGCUUUUCGCGCCUGUCCCCCGGCCUGCUGCUGUCCCAGCUGACUCGGUCGAUACCGCAUCUUCAGGCAGCUUCUGCCGCGGCUUCCCGGUCGCAGCUUGCCCCUUUGCCUGACUCGCCGGCUCUGUCGUCGCCUGGGCCCCUGUCGGCCUCGGCCUCGGCCUCUUCCCUGCAGCAGCAGCAGCAGCUCCCCUCGCCGGACUCAUCACUAUCGUCUCUCUCACUGGCGCACUCGGCCCCGGGGUCGUCGAGCCCCAGUUCGGCUGGCGCGUCUCCGACUCUCUCCUCAGUGCCCUCCGGGGGGUCCUCCUCAAUGUCCUCGCCCCUCUGGUCACAUGGCGGGCGGAAGUCGCUCAACGCCAAAUAAUGGAUACCUAUGGACCGGGGGCCUUUUCCCUCCUCCCCUCCUCUCUCUCUCUCUGUGUGACGGGCAUGCAGGGGAUCGGUGGAUGUAAUAACAAGGACAAUGUAUUCCGGAGGGAAGGAAAGGGCAAGGCAAGGGGGAGAGGAGACAGGGGGAGGGAGAAUCUGGCACUGAGAGAUUCACAUGCCCAAAACCGGCCCGGAGCUUCGGGAACUCAGUUGGAAGAGAGAAGGGCGGGGAGGGGGGGAGGGGGGGAGAAGAAACCUCCGACCCUGGGUCUAGGAACUUCUUUCCUCUCCCAUAGGCACAGCACGCUUGUGGGAGGGGCGACAGCCA